AUGGCUCAGAACAUGAAUUUCGAUCUCCCUCAGGAUCUAACCGAGUACAUUGGUUCUCUUGAUAAAUUUAUCAAGGACACGAUACUACCGUUGCAGCAUUCCAAUGAUAACAACCGGUUCUUCGACCACCGCAGAGAACACUCACGGACGGAUUGGGACAAUGGCGGUUUGCCGCGAAAAGAAUGGGAGGAGCUUCUCGUGCAAGCUCGAUCUUUAGCCGACAAGGCGGGUUUUUACCGCUUUGCCCUCCCUAAAAUAUACGGAGGACAAGCUAAACCAACCACAAACCUAUGGAUGUGCGCAAUUCGAUACCACCUAUCUUCCCAUCCCAUCUACGGCGGCGGCGUCUCGCUGGCAAAUGACUUGCAAAAUGAGCACAGCGUGGUGGGUAACUUCCCAGACGUGCUCAUGCUCCAUCAUUUUGGAAACGAAGAGCAACGCCAGGCGCACAUUGCUGCAAGGUUACAAGGUCGAUUUCGCGCAACGUUUGGAUUGACGGAGCCCAAGCACGGAAGCGAUGCCACAUUCAUGGAAACUAAAGCCCGUCCCGCUCGUGGAGAAUAUCCACCAGGCUCCGGAGCAAUGGUUGACGGAUUCAUCCUCGACGGGGCAAAGAAAUGGCAAACCGGUGCGCAUCAUUGCACUCAUAUGAUUAUCUUUGCACGUACUUCGGGCAAGUCGGGUUCAUCGCGCGGGAUCACUGCAUUUUUAGUCCCAAAAGGCACUCCUGGCGUCGAGGUCGUUAGCUAUGAAUGGACGUUUAACAUGCCUACCGAUCAUGCCACAAUUGCCGUGAACUCUGCAUUUGUCCCGCGGUCCGCUGUUCUAGGUGAAGUAGACGCGGGCCUCGCCAUUGCGCAGACGUUUGUUCACGAGAAUAGAAUCCGCCAAGCAGCAUCCUCUUGCGGCGCAGCAAAAUUCUGCCUUGAUCGGUCAAUCGAGUAUGCUCGUUCCAGGAACGUUUUUGGAAAAGCGUUGGCAGAUAACCAAGCAAUUCAAUUCCAAGUGGUUGAGCUCAUGACUCAAGUAGAGAUGUUACGGCUUCUCAUUCUUCGAACUGGCUGGGAAAUGGACAAGAUAGUCGCAGAAUGUGGAGGUCAAACCGAUAAACCUGUUGCACCCGGGGGCAAGAAGCCAUGGGUUGAAAUUGAAAAAAGACUGAGCGAUAAAGUCGCGAUGUGCAAUUACUGGGCAAAUCGUCUCUGUUGUCAAGCAGCUGACCGAGCCAUGCAGAUCCACGGUGGUAAUGGCUACUCCCGGCACCAGCCUUUCGAGCAUAUCUACCGACAUUUUCGACGAUAUCGUAUUACCGAAGGAUCCGAGGAGAUCCAAAUGCGUAAAAUCGCGGCGUACAUUUUCGGUUUUUCGGGGCCGAAAAGAGUGGAGUUCGAAGAUCAGAAGUCGAAACUUUAG
Uncinocarpus reesii 1704 is the source of this 1413-nucleotide messenger RNA. Its product is annotated as acyl-CoA dehydrogenase. The record is from RefSeq and is a predicted model, not a curated record. Bases 1 to 1413 code for a protein of 470 amino acids. The transcript has 3 exons. Gene Ontology annotation, molecular function: flavin adenine dinucleotide binding; oxidoreductase activity, acting on the CH-CH group of donors. Lineage: Eukaryota; Fungi; Ascomycota; Eurotiomycetes; Onygenales; Onygenaceae.